Messenger RNA from Boleophthalmus pectinirostris (great blue-spotted mudskipper), 2218 nucleotides. Its product is annotated as WD repeat-containing protein 70. Gene Ontology annotation, molecular function: protein binding. Gene Ontology annotation, biological process: regulation of DNA double-strand break processing. Gene Ontology annotation, cellular component: site of double-strand break; nucleus. The coding region runs from base 79 to 1974 and encodes 631 amino acids. The transcript has 18 exons. Lineage: Eukaryota; Metazoa; Chordata; Actinopteri; Gobiiformes; Gobiidae. The record is from RefSeq and is a predicted model, not a curated record.
CCGAUCUACGGUCGCCAACAAGAACGGUAGCAGAAGAAAUGUUUCCGGGGUCAAAGGUAGUCUUCAAGAUUCGAAAAUAUGGAUGCUAAUGAAGCACCGAGUCCUGAUGGAGACAUUGCAUCUGUAAUGGGGUUCUCAGGGUUUGGUAAGAAGGCACGAACUUUUGAUCUCGAUGCCAUCUUCGAACAAACUCGACGUACAGCUGUAGAAAGGAGCCAGCGCGUUUUAGAGGAAAGGGAGAAGGACAGUCAAACGAAAGAUCAAGGGGAAAGCUCACAUUCUUUGAAGAAUACGCUAAAGAGCAAAGUUGCAUGUUCAAGAAAACAAAGUGACAGCAGUAGCGACAGCAACAGUGAAUCUGAAAUUGGUCCUCCGCUGCCUCCCCAGUACAAGCCUGAGGAUGAGGAGCUUGUGGGGCCACCUCUUCCUCCAGGGUAUACAGGCAGCAUAGCCCACAGUGAUGAAGAUGAGGAGGACGAAGGUGAAGCUCAAGAUGAAGAUGAUCCAGUUAAAAAGAUUCCAGACACUCAUGAGAUCACAUUACAACAUGGCACCAAAACAGUUUCGGCCCUUGGGUUGGAUCCCUCUGGAGCCCGACUGGUGUCCGGGGGAUAUGACUUUGAUGUGCGCUUCUGGGAUUUUGCCGGUAUGGAUCAGACACUCCAGGCCUUCAGGACUCUGCAGCCUUGUGAGUGCCAUCAAAUAAAGUCACUACAAUACAGUAUCACAGGAGAUGUGAUCUUGGUGGUUUCUGGUAAUGCCCAAGCCAAGGUGUUGGACCGGGAUGGCUUCAAUGUCAUGGAGUGUAUAAAAGGAGACCAGUACAUUGUGGAUAUGGCCAACACAAAGGGCCACACGGCGAUGCUAAAUUGUGGCUGCUGGCAUCCAAAAAUUAAAGAGGAGUUUAUGACCUGCUCCAAUGAUGGAACUGUGCGUACUUGGGAUGUGAACAAGGAGAAGCAGCACAAAGCAGUGUUCAAACCACGCUCCUUCCAGGGGAAGAAGGUGAUCCCCAUCUGCUGCACCUACAGUCGAGAUGGGAGGCUUGUGGCAGCUGGAUGCCAGGAUGGCAGCAUCCAGAUCUGGGACAGAAACUUAAGUGUUCACACAAAGUACCACUGUAGACAAGCCCACAUUCCUGGCUCGGACACCUCCUGUAUCAGCUUCUCUUAUGAUGGUGUGACCCUGGCAUCACGUGGAGGUGAUGACACUCUAAAAACAUGGGAUAUGCGCAACUUUAAGAAACCAUUGAAUGUGGCAAAUGGACUUACAAACUACUUCUCAAUGACUGAUUGCUGCUUUAGCCCUGACGACAAACUUCUUGUUACUGGAACAUCUGUGAAGAAAGACGAAGGAAACGGCAAACUGGUUUUCUUUGACCGGAAUACAUUUGAGAAGGUUUACCAGAUCGACGUCACUAAUGCGAGUGUUGUCCGCUGUUUGUGGCAUCCUAAACUUAAUCAGAUUAUGGUGGGGACUGGAAAUGGGGUGGUGAAGGUGUACUACGACCCGGUCAAGAGUUACAGAGGCGCUAAGCUGUGUUUAGCCAAGACCAAGCGCAAAGAGAAGCACACGGAGAUGCUAGCACAAGAUUACAUCAUCACACCGCAUGCAUUACCCAUGUUCAGAGAGGCCCGGCAGCGCAGCACCAAGAAACAACUGGAGAAGGACCGGCUGGAUCCAAAAAAGUCGCACAAGCCAGAACCCCCUGUGUCUGGACCAGGUCGUGGGGGCAGAGUGGCCGCUCAUGGUGGCACACUUUCAUCAUUCAUUGUGAAGAAUAUCGCUUUGGACAAAACCGAUGACAGUAAUCCACGAGAGGCCAUUCUGAGACACGCACAGGCCGCUGCUGAAGACCCCUACUGGGUGGCUCCAGCAUACACACAGACCCAGCCUGAACCAGUGUUUGCAGAAGAAUCAGACGAGGAUGAGGACGCCGACAAGGAACCAGAGUGGAAGAAACGCAAGAUCUGAGGCUUCCCAAGGCUAACUGGGUUUUAUGGCUGAUAAAAUGACCUUGUGAAUAGCUCCCAAUCUCCUUGGCCACAAACGCAAAAGUACUGUGCUGAGAGAGUAUAAUGGUUAAACCUGUCCUUGAUGUUUUAAUGUAUUCAUAUUAUGUUGUGCUUCAGUGCUAAAUGGCUAUACAGAUAUUUUUACUGGCCAAAUAGAUUUCCAUUUGCUGUUCAUCAACCAAUAAAAGUACUUGGCUUUUUAA